UUUUGAUACGAAUGUUUCCGUUGUUCAUCGCAACACCAUCAAAUCACACUUUGAUGGUUCGCAAGUUCCUAUCUAGUUGUUUGUUGAGAAGAGCAUCGUCGAUGUUAUCAUUGGCGAUAUGCUUUUUCAGGAUGGCGAUAGUAAUGAGGAGCUCACGAAAGAACCCGCUCUCAGUAUUUUUGAGGACGUUCUUGAUCCUUCGGAAGUCAAUUGCGAUGGCUGUGAUGAUGCAGCCGAUGUAUCUACUGCGAGAUAUCGCAUUCACUUGAAGAACCUUGCCCAGUUUUAUCUCAUUUCUGACUACCUCAGCGUAGGAGCGUCAUUUAGAAUGGUUUCACGAAUCCUGGCGAUGACCAAGGAGAGCACUAGCUUGGCAUCACUGGUAUCUGUGUCUGAAGGAAAGGUGGAUGCCUUCGCUCGAUAUGUGUGUGCGCUCAACCUUCAAUCGUUGAAGGAUCUGCUGGCUCGUGUCUGGACAUUUUUUGUGGCGAUGGAUAUGUCCAUCCAUAUGGCCACUUCAUAUCUCAACAUUCGCAUUCGCUUGCAUAGGAAAAGCAGCAUUCUGAACUUCCACUUGCUCGCAAUUCCGAUGUUUUCUCGACACACGGGUGAACAGAUUUUCCUACAUGCUGCGAAGGCUUUGGAUGUGCUCGCCCUUUCUUGGAAGAAGCUGAUUCUUUCAAUCUCUACAGAUGGCGAGCGCAAGAUGACAGGAAGUCUGGACAUCCAGCUGGACAUCAAGCUGCAAUGCUUUUUCGCGUCUUUGAUGUAUGAGCAGUUUUAUUCCAGUCUCACUUCGUUGAUCUCGUACUUACGCAGGCAACAGAAUCUUAUUAAUGAUAUGAAGAUCAAGGCACCUACCGUUUCAAAUAUUCGAUGGGAGUCAAUGGGCAAAGUGGCUAUCUGCGUAUCUCCUUCUGUGGCACCAUCUCCGUUGUGGUGGAUUGUUCUUAUGUUUAUAGAGAAGAUCUCGGCUGAAGCGACGAUUACUUUUCGCAGCCUCGAAGGACUUACGACGAUAGUGUCAAAGCAGCGUGAAGGUCUGCAACGUUUGCAUGAUGUUUACAUACGCUUGUUCAAGGCGUCUCAGCCACUAUCUGUGGAAGACACAAAUGCUGUUGAUCAUGGAAUUUCAGUCCUUUCCGAAGAUUACCGGUAUUCGCUGCAACUUUCUGAUGUCACAGAAGUGCUGGAGGACCUUGGCCUAUUCGUCGCGGGCAAGAUUGAAGGAACUAAUCUUGCUGUCUGCAAAGUGAACCUUAUUGCGGGCGUGAUUUCUAUCGUCGCCGAGCGUGACUCGUCAAACAAGGCUGCCGCGGAAAUGCCCCAUGUGCUUCCUCACCAGCUGGUCAUGCUUCGAGGCCGAGAGUUGAGUGACAUUUUGAAAAUUCAAACCCCUCGCUUGCGGACGACUUGCUCGAUUACCGAAAUCGAUAUCAUUGAGCAGGAGUUCGCACAACUGCAGUCGGCUUAUCAUCGCGAGAGCUCUUUCAAAGCUAUGCUGGAUGCGUGUGCUUUUCCCGGCACCUCAACUGUGGAAAGCGAUUUCUCGAUUGUGAAGUGGGAGAAGGAUGUUGGCAGAGCCUCAUUGACAGACUUCUCUUUGGAAGUAAUCCUACAUGCCAAGCAGUUCAAUCAGAUGCGGUCCAUUAACGUCCAAUAAAAUUGAGGGACGUCAGCUUUCAGCUUCUGAGAAAUCGGCAAAUGAUUUAAGAUCUCGAUCGGUCAAUUUGUAUGAUUUUGUGUGA
This is a messenger RNA of Marchantia polymorpha subsp. ruderalis, 1748 nucleotides long. The record is from the annotation of a GenBank genome assembly. NCBI's taxonomy places the organism in Eukaryota, Viridiplantae, Streptophyta, Marchantiopsida, Marchantiales, Marchantiaceae.